Molecule: messenger RNA, 981 nt
Organism: Pundamilia nyererei
Lineage: Eukaryota; Metazoa; Chordata; Actinopteri; Cichliformes; Cichlidae
Gene: mogat3b
Product: monoacylglycerol O-acyltransferase 3b
Exons: 7
Coding region: 1-981 (326 amino acids)
Biological process (GO): triglyceride biosynthetic process
Cellular component (GO): endoplasmic reticulum membrane
Molecular function (GO): diacylglycerol O-acyltransferase activity
Source: RefSeq, a predicted model, not a curated record
AUGACUCGAGAAAAAACUCAGCUGAAGGAGUUUUUAGAGUCAAUAAGUGUUCUGCAGUGGGUGCUAAGCUUUCUCCUCUUGGGAGUGGCUUGUAUCAUACUGAUGGUGUAUCUUAUGUUUACCUCUCUGUGGCCGCUGUCUGCUCUCUACUUUGUAUGGUUGGUGAUGGACUGGCAUAAACCCGAAAGAGGGGGCAGAAGAACGAUGUCUGUGAGAAAGUGGAAGGUAUGGGAGCACAUGAGAGACUACUUUCCCGUUAAACUGGUCAAGACAGCAGAGCUGAAUCCAAACAAAAACUACAUCCUGGGUUCUCACCCACAUGGCAUCAUGUGUACUGGAGCCUUUACCUGCUUCAGCACGGAGAGCUGUGGCUUUGCUGAGGCAUUUCCCGGCGUGCGAGCCAGCCUGGCGAUGCUGGCGGGCCUGUUCAGGAUACCAUUCUUUAGGGAGUACAUCAUGAGUGCAGGACUUUACCCAGUCAGCAAACCAAGCCUGGUCCACCUCCUUUCAAAAAGCGGCAAAGGGAAUGCAGUGGUAAUUGUGAUAGGAGGCGCUGCCGAGUCUCUGGCAUCCUCUCCCGGACUCAACACAGUGGUCAUGAAGGAAAGAAAGGGAUUUGUCAGACUGGCCCUUGAGUUGGGUGUUGAUCUGGUGCCUGUUUAUUCAUUCGGGGAGAAUGAGCUCUACCAGCAGGUGAUUUUCGCAGAGGGCAGUCUGUGUCGCAGGUUACAGGACUUGUUUAAAAAAAUCAUGGGCUUUGCACCGUGUCUCUUUGUCGGUGAGCGCUUUGUUCUCAUGCCCUACAGGACUCCAAUCACGACUGUUGUGGGAAGUCCAAUCUCAGUGCCGAAACGUGUCACGCCCACAGACGAGGAAGUCGACCAUUAUCACAGACUUUACAUGGAGGCCCUUUCCAAAUUAUUCCACGAACACAAGGUCAGCUGCGGACUUUCAGAAAAUCACGAGCUUCGGAUAAUUUAG